AUGGACAGCAAUAAUGUCUAUUUUAUGGGAAAGAAAAUGGAAGACGCAAAUCCAGAUACAUUUCAAAUGCUUGAUGACGGUUAUGCUAUGGAUCAAAAUGGCGUCUAUUUUAUGGGUGAACGAGUUGUUUUUUCAUCUUCAAAUUCAUUCGAAUUGCUUGGUAACGGUUAUGCUAAGAGUAACUCUGCUGUCUAUUUUUUGGAUAAAGAAAUAGACGAUGCAGAUCCAGCUUCAUUUCAAUUGCUUGAUAAUGGCUAUGCUAAGGAUGACAAACAUGUCUUUUAUAUGGGUCGUAUUCGUGAUGCUGUUCGCGUACUUAUUUGA
This is a messenger RNA of Rotaria sp. Silwood1, 324 nucleotides long. NCBI's taxonomy places the organism in Eukaryota, Metazoa, Rotifera, Eurotatoria, Philodinida, Philodinidae. The record is from the annotation of a GenBank genome assembly.